UUUCAGUACACUUUUGGCACUCAGCUGUUCCGGAGCAAACAAAUUUGCCCUUGUAACUUAAUUACUUCGGAGUUCUAAUAGAUUUGUUCCAAUACUUGUAUAAAUUGGAAGUAAUCCGAGACAAACAGGCAAAAAAGUCGUUCCUGUAUUCGUUUCUCCUCUUUUCUUUUGGUAGCACAACGGUGAUGAAUCCAUAAUGCUUUUCGUGUUUACCCCAAGGUAUCAAGGAUGACGGAGUUAGUCACACGAAUAUUAAUGCCGGAAUCCUGCCGGUGCUGUUUGUUGGAGCAAAGCGAAAUGUUCUGUAUUCUUGAUACAAUGGAGGAGUUCGGAAGUACAAUUUGUGACUUAAUCGCCAGUUGCAUCGGAAUAACGAUUACAGAACAUGACGGUUUUUCAAGGAGCAUCUGUAACGCUUGUUUUAAUGAUUUAUCUACAGCCGUGCGUUUUCGGCAGCGCUGUCUGAAAACCGAAGAUAUACUACGAAACACACAAAUUGAUAUUGAAAAACCACAGGUAAAGGAGGCUGGAGAAAUUCAGGGCGCACAACAAGAAGACCAGAAGAUUUUGAAAGAGAUACACUCGGAAUGUAGUUCAACGGAUCACCCAUCAAUCGAUUACCAAAGUAGUGCACCUGGGUUAUCAUCACAAAUGAAAGAUGUCGAUAUCGAGCCCAUUAAGUUGGCGGUGCAACCAGCAGCGAAGCCUCGAAGACAUCACCCAGGUGGACCACACAAAUGUGACCUGUGUGGCAAAGUCUUUAACAGAGCUAAUUACCUUAGCAAACAUCUUCGGAUUCACACCGGCGAACGACCCUAUAAAUGCACUUUUUGUCCCCGUUCGUUCGUGGCCAGCGAUAAUUUCAAGAAGCACAUACGUCUCCAUACUAAUAACAGACCACAUAAGUGUGAUCUGUGUGACAAACGAUUUGUAAGCAAUAGUUUACUAACAAGACAUAAAAUUUCUCAUACCAGUGAACAAACCUAUCGGUGCGACGUAUGUGGGAAGGAUUGCUCAUCAAACAUUCAUCUGUACAAUCAUCGAUUUGUUCACACCGGCGGGCGUAGAUUUGGAUGCACACUUUGUGACAAAAUUUUUGCCGUUCGUAGUAAACUCAACAAGCACAUGUUGACGCAUACAGAUGAAAAACCGUUUCAGUGCGAUAUUUGCGGAAAAAAUUUCAAAAGGGAAGAUGGUCUAAAAAGCCACCUGCGUGUUCAUGUCGGACCUCAGAGGUGCGAUAUAUGUGGUGAAGAGUUCCUCAAAGCUUUUCCAUUUAAGCUCCAUCGAAAAAUGCACAGUAUUGUUGGGAACAUACCUCCAAAGAAUGAGUUUGCAUAAGUUUACAUAGAAAUAGCGAGAAGUAAAUUGGAUAAUGUAGAUACAGAACAUUAGAUUAGGAUUGCAGCUAGUGGUGUUGCUUGCUCUAUCUAUUUCGCUCUCGUAGAGCGCCCAUUUUUUACACCUAUACCGAAUGAUCCGCACAGCCAUAAUCUUAGUUAAGUAUUUCGAGUCUACUCAUAAUGCUGAAAUAAAUCUAUCUUAUAUAA
Topomyia yanbarensis is the source of this 1550-nucleotide messenger RNA. Its product is annotated as zinc finger protein 235-like. The record is from RefSeq and is a predicted model, not a curated record. Gene Ontology annotation, biological process: regulation of transcription by RNA polymerase II. Gene Ontology annotation, cellular component: nucleus. The transcript has 3 exons. The coding region runs from base 229 to 1341 and encodes 370 amino acids. Lineage: Eukaryota; Metazoa; Arthropoda; Insecta; Diptera; Culicidae. Gene Ontology annotation, molecular function: zinc ion binding; RNA polymerase II transcription regulatory region sequence-specific DNA binding; DNA-binding transcription factor activity, RNA polymerase II-specific.